AUGGGAACUACUCCAACUACCCCGGCCACUGCAAGUAUCACCAUGGGAACUACUCCAACUACCCCGGCCACUGCAAGUAUCACCAUGGCAACUACUCCAACUACCCUGGCUACUGCAAGUAUCACCAUGGCAAUUGAUCCAACUACCCCGGCCACUGCAAAUAUCACCAUUGCAACUACACCAGCUACCCUGGCCACUUAUCAUCUUUGCAACUAUUCCAACUACCCCGGCCACUGCAAGUAUCACCAUGGGAACUACUCCAACUACCCCGGCCACUGCAAGUAUCACCAUGGGAACUACUCCAACUACCCCGGCCACUGCAAGUAUGACCAUGGGAACUACUCAAACUACCCCGGCUACUGCAAGUAUCACCAUGGGAACUACUCAAACUACCCCGGCCACUCCAAGUUUCACCAUGGGAACUACUCCAACUACCCCGGCCACUGCAAGUAUGACCAUGGGAACUACUCCAACUACCCCGGCUACUGCAUGUAUCACCAUGGGAACUACUCCAACUACCCUGGCCACAGCAAGUAUGACCAUGGGAACUACUCCAACUACCCCGGCUACUGCAAGUAUCACCAUGGGAACUACUCCAACUACCCCGGCCACUGCAAGUAUGACCAUGGGAACUACUCAAACUACCCCGGCUACUGCAAGUAUCACCAUGGGAACUACUCAAACUACCCCGGCCACUCCAAGUUUCACCAUUGGAACUACUCCAACUACCCCGGCCACUUAUGA
This is a messenger RNA of Haliotis rufescens (red abalone), 744 nucleotides long. Its product is annotated as histidine-rich glycoprotein-like. Lineage: Eukaryota; Metazoa; Mollusca; Gastropoda; Lepetellida; Haliotidae. The transcript is spliced from 3 exons. The record is from RefSeq and is a predicted model, not a curated record. Bases 1 to 744 code for a protein of 247 amino acids.